Messenger RNA from Metarhizium album ARSEF 1941, 1296 nucleotides. RefSeq names its product hexose-6-phosphate isomerase. Gene Ontology annotation, biological process: GDP-mannose biosynthetic process. The record is from RefSeq and is a predicted model, not a curated record. Bases 1 to 1296 code for a protein of 431 amino acids. Gene Ontology annotation, cellular component: cytosol. Gene Ontology annotation, molecular function: mannose-6-phosphate isomerase activity; zinc ion binding. Lineage: Eukaryota; Fungi; Ascomycota; Sordariomycetes; Hypocreales; Clavicipitaceae. The transcript has a single exon.
AUGGCAACCGUACCUCGACUGUUCCAAAUACACGGAACGUGCAAUAACUACACGUGGGGAAAGAAAGGCCACGACUCUCUUGCGGCUAGGCUGUGCGAAAAGACACCAAACACAGGCUUCGUCAUCGACGAAGACCAGCGCUACUCGGAGUUGUGGUUUGGCGACUACCCGGAUUUUCCUGCAAAAGUCUUGGAGACGGGCCAGCCGCUUGCCGAGCUGCUGAAUGAGCACAAAAGAGCACUGCUGGGGUCCCAAGUGGUGGAGCGUUUCGGUAAUCACCUACCGUUUCUUCCCAAGGCGAGUUGGCCGCUCCGAUUUGGUCCAAGAUGUGCGGCUCUGACCGAGAUGCCCCAGAUUCUCUCAAUAAGCAAGCCUCUCCCGUUGCAAAUUCACCCGAAUAAAUCGCUUGCGGCCAGGCUCCAUCAGAGGUUUCCAGAAAAGUUCCCCGACAGCAAUCAUAAGCCGGAAAUCGCCGUCGCUCUUUCGCGCUUCGAACUAUUCGCCGGAUGGAGGGGGCUCGAUCAAAUCUCGCCCUUGUUCGACGUGCCCAGCCUGCGGCGCUUCGUCCCGGAGUCCACGGCGUCCUGGACGGACGAGACCCUGAGAGAUGUCGUCCGCGGGAUACUGAAGGCGGACGCGACGACCGUCGACAAUAUUGAGCAAGAUCUGAAGCGGCACGUCGAGCAGGGCGUUCACAUGCCCGGCCAUCCCGGCCCCUCCAUGCUCGACUUGAUCCAGCGUCUGCGGUCUCACUCCUCCCCGACAGACCCGGCCAUAUUGGUCGCCGUUCUGUGCAUGAACUAUCUCGCACUGGACCCUGGCGAGGCAGUAUUCAUCCCAGCAGACGGUCUUCACUGCUAUUUGUCCGGGGACGUGGUCGAGUGCAUGGCGCGUUCGAACAACAUGCUCAGUGGCGGCUUCUGUCCCGCCGCCGACCGCGACAGCAUCGAUCUCUUCUCCGAGACUCUGGUCAUUGAUAGCAGCACCCGUGCAGAAAACCUCAAGUUGCCGGCGAGACGGCUCAGAGAUGCACUUGGCCGCCACACUAUGGUGUACCAGCCACCGAUUGGUGAAUUCGACGUGAUUCGAAUUGACCUGCCUGCCGGGCAAGAGGAACCGCUCGGGAAACGCAAAGGUCCAACAGUCGCCAUUGCGAUACUUGGCCGGGGCGCCAUUCUAGGGGGCGACACGGAGCUUCCCGUCGAGGAGGGGUUUAUUUUCUUUCUUGCCGCAGAGACAGCCGCCAUGUUGCGUGCAGACUCUGCCUUGCAGGUUCUCGCCGCAGUCAUCCGGUAG